AGUAGUUACCAUGUCGUUGUUCAAGGGCUCGCUGCCAGCGGGCUUCCUCUUUCCUUAUCGGCAUCCUAAAGCUAAGGGGUUUGUGGAAUCAACGCUCUAUGGCCUGGGAAGUGUCCUUCGUGGUGUAGGCAUCGCCUUGGAUGAACUAGGUUCCAUGAUUCAAGGCCCGCAGGGUGCUAUCAAGGAGCACGUUCAGCCCAAUCUGGCGUUCGCUCCUGUGCACCGUAAGCCGGACGUGCCGGUGGGCGCUGGGCAAGUGGUGCCCGCGCCUGCUGCUGCUGCACGGACGCUGAAAGUGAAGGAAAUGGUCAUUCCCAACAAGCACAGCACCGCGUUUGUCGCGGCAAAUGCCAAUGUGCUUGGGAACGUCAAAAUCGGAGCCAAUUCUUCCAUCUGGUAUGGCGCGGUCCUGCGAGGCGACGUGAACGGCAUUUUUGUUGGCAACAACACGAACAUCCAGGACAACGUCGUUGCGCACGUCUCUAAGUACAGUCUUGAUGGCGAUGCGCGGACUACGACCAUUGGUAACAACGUCACUAUUGGACAUGGUGCCACGGUUCACGCGUGCACCAUUGAGGACAACUGCCUGGUGGGCAUGGGGGCCACCAUCCUGGAUGGAGCAACUGUGAAGAAGGGCGCCAUUGUAGCUGCUGGGGCUGUGGUGCCGCCGAAGACGGUGAUCCCCUCGGGCCAGCAGGUGUGGGCUGGCUCCCCCGCCAAGUUCCUUCGCAACCUGGAGCCUGAGGAGGAAGCGUUCAUCGCCAGGUCGGCAGCCAACUACUCGGAGCUGUCCGCCAUCCAUAAGUUCGAGCAGAGCAAGACGUUCGAGGAGCAAUUUGUGGAGAUGGCCAUCAUGAGGGACCGGGCAGCACUGGCCGACCCGUCCAACUCGGUGCACCAGAUGUGGGAGUACGACAGCCAGACGGCGCUGGUAGCUCGCGCCAAGAGGUAG
Messenger RNA from Volvox carteri f. nagariensis, 952 nucleotides. RefSeq lists its product as uncharacterized. The coding region runs from base 11 to 952 and encodes 313 amino acids. The transcript is spliced from 7 exons. NCBI's taxonomy places the organism in Eukaryota, Viridiplantae, Chlorophyta, Chlorophyceae, Chlamydomonadales, Volvocaceae. The record is from RefSeq and is a predicted model, not a curated record.